This is a messenger RNA of Aspergillus puulaauensis, 3027 nucleotides long. RefSeq lists its product as uncharacterized. Lineage: Eukaryota; Fungi; Ascomycota; Eurotiomycetes; Eurotiales; Aspergillaceae. The transcript has 6 exons. Gene Ontology annotation, cellular component: MBF transcription complex; SBF transcription complex. Gene Ontology annotation, molecular function: protein binding; transcription regulator activity. The record is from RefSeq and is a predicted model, not a curated record. Bases 1 to 3027 code for a protein of 1008 amino acids.
AUGGCUGAGACUGCUGGGUUGGUCUUUGGGGUAGCAUCCUUUGCGCUCCAAGUGAACGACAUGAUCGGACGACUGCAGAAUGCCCGUAAGUACAUCAGGAGCGAAGCUAGAGAUGAGCUUGAGUCUCUGGUUCAGCGCCUUGAGAUCUUACAACAUAUUCUGCUAUCCCUUGAGUCUGUACAGGCGUCUAGGAUGGUCAAUCUCGCCAUUAAUAGUUGCCAGCGAGAGUACAGUAGCGUCGACAUUGCCCUCCAGCGAGUGAGUGAAAGAUUAUCCAAUUCGAGGGGCAGAAGACUGCGAGUUGUUCGACAUAGUGAUCGCAUCAGGGACGAUCUCAGAGGCAUUGGGCAAAAGCUUGACUAUGUUAUGCAGCCUUUGACGUGUGCGAUAGGGCUCGAGACUCGCAUGCUGGUUCAGGAUAUACCCCAUAUCGUCUCCUCUGCCAUGGUCGCAAACGAGCAGACGCAGACACGGAGUUCUACGUCUGAAACUCAGCUUAGCAUUGCUGAACCCCCGUCACCACGUACAGCUUGUGCAUAUCUCGAACCGUCACCACGACGGCCGCGAAAGACAGACUGUACCGUUAGGCACUGCCACUGCUCAUGCCAUUCAGUACGGCGCAGCUCAGCCCGUUUCUGGGCCUUUGAGUAUACCACACCGACCACGUUCUCUAGCGAGUGUAGCAAUCCAAAGUGCACAGCAGCCUCUUACCGCGGGAACCUACAGUUCGCCCUCUCCAGAUACGGCAUUCCGCUCAUGGUGAAAGCUGGCAUUGAAUUCAUCGCGGGGUCCGGGAUGUAUUCGCUCAGACCAGCGCUCAGCACAGAAAGAGUGGUGAAAUACACUUCGGACGGAUUCAAAGCACUUGCGCAGUUCGAACGAGGGCUGCUCACCCUCCCUGAAGUUCAACAGAAGUUCCGGGAUCUCAGCAGACAUGACGCUUCGUUGAAACAUCAUAUACAUCCAGGCGGACGCAACUAUGUCCAGGAGCUCCUUCACUACACCCCGGCUGGAAUCGGGGGUUCGGCCGGCCGCUUUGAACUCCUGGAAUUCUUUGCCUGUGAACUAGGCAUGACUCUGGAAAAUCUAGACCAAAGAUUUCUGGUUCGAUGCGCCAAGUGGAUUGGCGAAGCGCCGCAUAUUGACUUGCUCGAAGCGAUCCUUGAGUAUGGCUUUGACCCUGGCCUCAUUGAGUCGCCUGCUUACGAGGAAUGGCCUUCGCCCUGUUCACCGGAUUGGUUUGCUGGAGAAUUCACGCCGGACCCUUUCUUCAUCGAGUAUCUUGCUUUACUUGCAAAGGCCAGCCCAGGAUUUGCUGGCUUGACUCCUCUCCAUGAAAUUGUACUCCUGAAACCACCAAUCGAGGUGGCUUCAUUUCUGUCACGCUCGUCAAUACAUAUGGAGACGAACUUUCUAGGGCAAACGCCCCUACAUAUGGCGACUCGAGAUGUGAAAAUAGUCCGCCUACUGGUUCAGGGUGGUCAUGACAUGGACAUCCCAGACAACCACGGUAUCACGCCUCUAAUGUACGCUGCGGGAAUGGGCAAUACAGAUGUGGUCCACUUCCUCAUUAACCAAGGGGCAGACCUUUUUGUUCACGAUACAAGAGAGAAAAGUUCUUUUAUCGGGUAUGCCGAUGCUCGCGGUCAUUGGCAGCUGAUAAUGGAUGCGCUUGACACUAUCCAAGCCACCUACCCAAGGAAGGUCUUUCAGUACUUUCUCUUCUCUGCGCUGAUGCGUCUCAUAUUUCGUAGACGUAGCAUGUGGCUGCCUAACGAAUGGAGCAUUUACUUUGCAAAGCUCGUGGCUCGAGGUCCAGAUGCCAUUUGCAACAUAGGAUUCCCCAAUGGCAUGGAUGAAACUGAAGAUAAUAAUUUUCUGCAUUUCAUCUCGAGCCAUGAAGAUGUCGAGGUCCUCGUGCGGCACGGCUUCAAGCUGUUCAAUCAACCCAACAGUGCAGGGAAUACUGCCAUAUUCUCGCUGGCUGGGAUAUUAGAUCCAACUCUGCUACAGUCCUUGCUUGGCCAUGGAACCAACAUUAACCAUGUGAAUCACAAAGGACGGACUCUUCUCAUCCUGUUGCUUAAAAAGAUGAAUUAUAUGAGCCACCGGGCUUUUGAUGUAAUGGAUUGCGUUCGGAUCUGCCUCAGGAGCGGCCUCGAUAUUUUUCUAUCCGAUUGUUGCCGGUGUCCCUGCUCCCCCGAAGGAUGUUCUUUGCCUGCAGCUUUCGAUAUUACUUUUCCGGAUCAUUUAUGGACAGACACGCCCUCAUUUGUAUGGGCGUUGGAAUUUCUCUCCCUCGUGGAGGAGUUCAGAGGCCGCGAGGACUCGAAGAGACUCUUACUCAGUUUUCUACGCAGAACAUGCUCUGACAGAGUGGGAGUUACGCAUGUCUGCUGCCAUAGGGGGAACAGCAUUAAGGACAACACUCUACUACAGCCGGAAAGGGAUAUGGCCGAGGACGACAUCGACGAGAUUUUAGAUGAAGAGGAGGAGUUCAUCACAAGCCUCGAAGAUGAAAUGCUCCCAUUGGAUUCGGAGACUCUAGAGUGUUUGCGGACUAAAUGGAUUGUUAUGCUCAAAGAGAGAUAUCAGGAACAACUUGAGGCGGCGGAAAGGGCCAGAAAACAGAAUAAUUACUACAAGAAGCCUAUAAAAGAAACGUUCGAGGUUGAUGAAAAGAACGACACGUUCCACCAUGUAUUUCCUUCAGACUAUAUCCUCCCCAUCCCCCCUUGUGUAACUCGCGAUAUGGCCGCGUACGUCAUCUGGCUAGAGCACCAGUACUUUCGAUCUAAAGGCACAUGGGAUGUCGACCAGAGAGAGGCUUGGUACAAGAGACGGAUUGACUGGUUUGUUGAGCUUAUGCAAAUCAUGGAAGUUGCCAUCAUGACACUCACCGAAAAGGUCGACUCUAUAAUCAGCUACACAUCAUGGGAGGACAGAGAUAGCCCUGAUAAGGAUCUUAUAGUCGGUCACUUCACUGCCUCCGUGCAGAGUUCGGUGAAUUGGUAUAAGCACGACUAA